Molecule: messenger RNA, 452 nt
Organism: Cariama cristata (Red-legged seriema)
Lineage: Eukaryota; Metazoa; Chordata; Aves; Cariamiformes; Cariamidae
Product: peptidyl-prolyl cis-trans isomerase B
Exons: 3
Coding region: 49-399 (116 amino acids)
Biological process (GO): protein peptidyl-prolyl isomerization
Cellular component (GO): intracellular membrane-bounded organelle
Molecular function (GO): peptidyl-prolyl cis-trans isomerase activity
Source: RefSeq, a predicted model, not a curated record
GGAUUCGGCUUCAAGGGCAGCAAGUUCCACCGUGUUAUCAAGGACUUCAUGAUCCAGGGAGGAGACUUCACCCGUGGAGAUGGCACUGGAGGAAAAAGCAUCUAUGGGGACCGUUUUCCUGAUGAGAACUUCAAGCUGAAGCACUAUGGCCCUGGCUGGGUGAGCAUGGCCAACGCUGGCAAGGACACCAACGGUUCGCAGUUCUUCAUCACCACAGUGAAGACGCCAUGGCUGGACGGCAAGCACGUGGUGUUUGGCAAAGUGCUGGAGGGCAUGGAUGUGGUGAGGAAGGUGGAGAACACCAAGACAGACAGCCGGGACAAGCCCCUGAAGGACGUCACCAUCGCCGACUGCGGCACCAUCGAGGUGGAGAAGCCAUUUGCCAUCGCCAAAGAGUAAUCCUCACUCCCGGCUCUGCGACAUGGCGCAGGGCCCUGCGCUCUGCAAGGGAC